GCCCUGUGGUCUAGGGCACGCUGGGAAGGGCUGCAGGUUCGCUAGGUGGUCUCAGUUCUUCGGCCAUUUAGGAGAGCGACUAUUUUUCUGUAUCGAAUCAUUUCAACGGACUUCUUCCCGAGAACCAAGAAGGGCCAUCCCGUAGGGAAAAAUACCCGUUAGGCAUUAAGCAUCUUCUUAGGGGCUCUUGUCGCUGAUACCAUGAAACGGCGACAAAAGAGGAAACAUCUGGAAAACGAAGAGUGCCGGGAAUCGUCUGAGAAAGGCGGAGGACUCUCAAAGUUGCAAGACGGUGCCCCUCAGCCGGAAUCCACUGGAGUGGCCGGAGGCUGGUGCCUGGGCGUUGGGGAGGUCUCCUCUGCCUCCGAGUACUUCUCCUGCGUUUCUUCUCCACGCAAGCUCACCCACGGUGGAAUCCGGAGACUACACGGAGACAGUCCCCAGCCUCGGUCGCCCCUAGCCCAGGGUCGAGAAGGAAGAGAGACCCUGCUCCGCCCUCAGCCUGUCCCCUUCUCAUCCCGCUCAUCCUACAAGACCUGUGUGUCCUCUCUGUGCAUAGUCAGAGAGGACAAGGGCAUGAAAAUUUACUACAUGCAGGUCCAGAUGAGAAAAGGUGUGGCCGUCUCCUGGGAGACGGAGGCCUCGGAGUCCCUAGAAAAGCAGCCGAAGAUGGAAGAAGCGACCCUCCUCGAGGACCUGCGAGCCGGCACGCCCCCCUCCGACGUGUCCACCAGAAACCUCCUGUCCGACAGCGAGCCCAGCGGGGAGGAGAAGGAGCCAGAGGAGAAGGCAGAGCCAGACAGCCCACCGGGGUCACCUGUGGCCGAGGAGAGGCCCCGGGCCAAGACUCCAGACUGGCUGGUGACCAUGGACAGUGGCUUCCGGUGCUUGGCCUGCUGCCGCGUCUUCCCCACGGUGGACGCGCUCCGGGAGCACGUGCAGUAUGGGGUCAGGGAGGGCUUCAGCUGCCACGUCUUCCACCUGGCCAUGGCCCAGCUGCUGGGCAGCGUGGAGGCAGAGAGCACCCAGGAGGAGGACGACCACCACCAUGAGGAGGAGGACGACCACCACCAUGAGGAGGAGGACGACCACCACCAUGAGGAGGCGGACGAGAAGCCAGAAUCCGGAGACUACACGGAGACAGUCCCCAGCCUCGGUCGCCCCUAG
Molecule: messenger RNA, 1167 nt
Organism: Tupaia belangeri chinensis (Chinese tree shrew)
Lineage: Eukaryota; Metazoa; Chordata; Mammalia; Scandentia; Tupaiidae
Gene: FAM170A
Product: family with sequence similarity 170 member A
Exons: 4
Coding region: 202-1167 (321 amino acids)
Biological process (GO): fertilization
Cellular component (GO): nucleus
Source: RefSeq, a predicted model, not a curated record